AUGCGCUUCAACUCGGUAACUGGCGUCGUGGCUUUGGCUGCUGCUGCUGCCCAUGCCCGGGAGCUUCCAAAGGAUGAGGCUCGUGCCGCAGAGCUCUAUGACUCUGGUGUGAUUCACGAUAGGCUCAUGUCCAUGAAGAUUGCACACUGGGAAGCCGAAGAAGCUGUUGGCCUCAUGAACUCGUCUCAAUGGCCCAGACUUGGUUACACCAAGUGCGUCGACGGAUACGCCGAGGCGAUCCCAGACAGUCCUCUGCACAAGUUCAGAUGCAAGAACAUGGAUCUCUAUGACUUCAUCAACCAUGCAACUCUGGGUUCCCCGAACACGGACUACCGUGGAAAAAGCGGAAGCUCGUCUUGGGGUUGGACUGACCCUGAUUCUGGGCGAGAGUUUAUAGUCAGCGGCAUGUUUGAUGGUUGCGCCUUCAUCGAGAUCCUUCCAGAGGGCAAGAUGUUCAACCUUGGGUUCCUGCCUACCUACUCCCCUGUUGGCGACAGGGCCUACUGGCACGAGAUUCGGGCGUAUCACCAUUACAUGUUGAUUGGAUCUGAACUCGAGGGCCACGGAAUCCAGAUCUUUGACAUGAAGAAACUUCUGGAUAUCGACCCGACAGAGGCGCCGAUCCUCUUCACAAACGAGAACGACCUCACUGGUCACUUCAGCGAGUCUCUCCCGCUGGGCCGCAGCCACAACGUUGUCGUCAACGAGGAGGCCAAGUACGCCGUGGCCGUUGGCGUCCAGCCCCGCAACCAGGGCUGCAUGGGCGGUCUGCACUUCUUCAGUCUCGAGGAUCCUAGCAACCCUGUGUUCUUGGGCUGCGAUGGGCAGGAUGGUUACGUCCACGAUGCCCAAUGCCUCAUCUACAGAGGCCCUGAUGCCAAGUACAACGGUCGCGACAUUUGCUACGGUUACAACGAGGACACCUUGACGAUUUACGAUGUUUCCGACAAGAAGAACUCCAAAAUCAUCUCCCGCACGAGUUACGAGGGUGCCACCUUCACUCACCAGGGCUGGGUCAACGACCUGAACUGGCAAGAAUGGCUUUUCAUGGAUGACGAGUACGACGAAGAUGAUCUUGCCGGUCCUGCUGCUGAUGGCUACCCCGUGACUUACAUCUGGGAUAUCCGGUCUCUGGAGAACCCCCGUCAGACGGGAAUCUUCAAGGGAAGCGUCAAGGGCAUCGACCACAACCAAUACGUCGUCGGUGACCUGCUUUUCCAGUCCAACUAUGGUGCCGGCGUCCGUGUGUGGGACAUCUCAUCAGUGCCUGAGGACCCCACGGGCAACUCAGUGUGCGAGAUUGCCUACUUCGACAUCUAUCCUGAGGAUGACUCUCUUCCGGGAGGUGGCGCCAUCCAGUUCUCUGGAUCAUGGUCUUCGUACGCGUACUUCAAGUCGGGUUUCAUCUUCGUCAACACCAUUGAGCGCGGUGGCUACCUUGUCAAAAUGACAAAGAGAGAGGCUUGCAAGCCCAAGAGCUGCAACGCGGACAACUGCCUGCGUGCUCUGAGGGCGACCAGUGUUCCGGGCCGUCUGGAAGAGAGCCAAGAGUUCUGCGGCGAGUUCACAAAGACAUUCGUCGCGGAUGUGGCGGUUGUUCCCGCGUAUGCCGCCGAGGCGUGUCCGACCAACGUCAUCUCGAGGGUCAGCUCGGCCUGCUCUUGCUUGCCGACUCCCACUGCGUAG
Colletotrichum higginsianum IMI 349063 is the source of this 1686-nucleotide messenger RNA. RefSeq names its product Peptidase s41 family protein. The transcript is spliced from 9 exons. Gene Ontology annotation, cellular component: extracellular region. Gene Ontology annotation, molecular function: protein binding. Bases 1 to 1686 code for a protein of 561 amino acids. NCBI's taxonomy places the organism in Eukaryota, Fungi, Ascomycota, Sordariomycetes, Glomerellales, Glomerellaceae. The record is from RefSeq and is a predicted model, not a curated record.